This is a messenger RNA of Oryza brachyantha (malo sina), 1630 nucleotides long. Its product is annotated as actin-7. NCBI's taxonomy places the organism in Eukaryota, Viridiplantae, Streptophyta, Magnoliopsida, Poales, Poaceae. The record is from RefSeq and is a predicted model, not a curated record. The transcript is spliced from 5 exons. Bases 160 to 1290 code for a protein of 376 amino acids.
UCUCGGCAUCCUCUCCCAUUUGUCUCUCGCUCGCUGUCUCGCCAGUCGCCAUCCCUCGCGUCAGCGGGGGAGCUCUCUAGAAGGAGCAGAGCACAUCAAGCGAUCGAAUCGAUCCCCUCCUCCGAUCGCCUGCCUGAAGUCUCCGAGAACACUUGAGGGAUGGCUGAAGAGGAUAUCCAGCCUAUUGUCUGUGACAAUGGCACUGGAAUGGUCAAGGCCGGUUUCGCUGGUGAUGAUGCACCCAGGGCUGUCUUUCCUAGCAUUGUUGGCAGGCCACGCCACACCGGUGUCAUGGUUGGUAUGGGCCAGAAGGAUGCCUAUGUGGGUGAUGAAGCUCAGUCCAAAAGAGGUAUACUGACAUUGAAGUACCCAAUAGAGCAUGGUAUUGUCAACAACUGGGAUGACAUGGAGAAGAUAUGGCACCACACCUUCUACAAUGAGCUCCGUGUGGCACCUGAAGAGCAUCCUGUAUUGCUGACUGAGGCUCCUAUGAACCCUAAGGCAAACAGAGAGAAGAUGACUCAGAUCAUGUUCGAGACCUUCAACUGCCCAGCGAUGUAUGUUGCUAUUCAGGCCGUUCUUUCAUUAUACGCCAGUGGUCGAACAACUGGUAUUGUACUUGACUCUGGCGAUGGUGUAAGUCACACUGUCCCAAUAUACGAAGGAUUUACCCUCCCUCAUGCUAUUCUUCGGCUCGAUCUUGCUGGGCGUGACCUUACCGAUAACCUUAUGAAGAUCCUCACAGAGAGGGGGUACUCCUUCACCACGACUGCAGAGCGAGAAAUUGUCAGAGACAUGAAGGAGAAGCUCGCCUAUGUUGCCCUUGAUUAUGAACAGGAGCUUGAGACUGCUAGAAGUAGCUCCUCUAUUGAGAAGAGCUAUGAGCUGCCUGACGGCCAAGUCAUCACCAUUGGAGCAGAAAGGUUCAGGUGCCCAGAGGUGCUCUUCCAACCAUCUCUUAUUGGUAUGGAAGCUCCUGGUAUCCAUGAAGCCACAUACAACUCCAUCAUGAAGUGUGAUGUUGAUAUUAGAAAAGAUUUGUAUGGUAACGUUGUACUUAGUGGGGGGUCUACAAUGUUCCCUGGUAUUGGUGAUCGUAUGAGCAAGGAAAUCACUGCACUUGCCCCUGGUAGUAUGAAGAUCAAGGUAGUUGCGCCGCCAGAGAGGAAGUACAGUGUAUGGAUUGGUGGUUCCAUCCUGGCUUCUCUUAGUACCUUUCAGCAGAUGUGGAUCUCCAAGGCCGAAUAUGAUGAAUCCGGUCCAGGCAUCGUUCACAUGAAGUGCUUCUAAGUUUGUGGGCAAAUUUGCACCACUAUCAGUUGAUUGAGCAGUGAUCUUCGGAUUGUUUGCAUGUGUCCGUUGUUUCAGCAGCACCUAAAGGAUGUUGGCCAUGGGGCCAUGCAGAAGUUGAAGUCGAUUGGUGUACUUGAAGAAAUAUGUCCAGGUAGUGUGCAGUGUAGGUCGUCAAAGUUGGAGAGUUUUUCAGAUAAUUGCAUCGCAUCAGGGCAUUCCUAAUGUAUGCAAUGGAUAUUGUUUUCCACGUGGCAGCAAAGAUGUUUGCCCGUGCAGUAUGAAGGGUUUUUGUUUCGAAUUUUCUGCUAGAACCGAAUUGCGGAUCUGGAUGAUUGUA